AUGCGGUUGCUUUCUCUGGUGUUGUUGGCACUGCAUGGAGUGCAGGCGGCGUUUAUCCGCAGGCUUGAAUGCGAUCUCGCCGAUAUUCCGUCGUCUCCGAUAGACCCGGUCUUUCAGCCUCUCAGUUUGAGUGGUGGAUUGGAUGAAUCGAAUGUAUUAUUCUUGAAACUGUCAGGAGAUUAUCCGGGCCCCGAUGGCUGUGAGCUGCUCAAUGGAGCAAUCGCAAAGGUGCUGGUGGAUGUGAAAGUGCUAGGCCGUACUGUGGGAUAUCAGAUCGAGUCGAAUGGGAGCUGUCCAACGGUUUCUCCUAUUGGGCAUCUAAGGUCUGAUCCUCGAACGUACACAAACUACGAGUCUUUUUAUUCGUUGGACGGGGCAUAUCAACUUCACACACUGGCGACAACUAUUCGUCUCCAACUCAACAAUGGCAGCGAUGCGGCUUGCGUCGCAGCGCAUAUUACACCAGAUAUUGGUCCUCUUGCAUCAAACCUUUUAAAGUCACUUCCAUUGGCCAUCAUGCUUAUCUCAGGCAUCAUUGCCGCAGGGAUUAGGAUUUAUCGGAAUCGAGGGUCGAGCAUCUUCCGCUACGAAAUCGCCAACAGUGCCAACGACCCUGCUGAAUGCUUCUUCCCGGGGAUGGGAAGCUGUCUACAAUAUAUUCAGUUUGUCUUCAUGACAGGUUGCCUGACUCUAUCCUAUCCUGGCUUUUUCAAACCCAUCGUCAGUCAACUCGCGUGGUCGUCGCUUUACUAUGCCAAUGGACCUAUUACGCAUGAGUUUACCUAUCCCGGGAUCGGCGAUGGUAUCUAUACGAUGAAUGGGACUUAUGGAUUGGAGCUCAUGGCCCAGACCUUGGGUGCGACUACUGUGGGUGAUCUCUGGAUCAAUUCUACUAUCAAUCUGGCCGUGAUGCUUGUGGGCAUUGUGGCCGUCGUCCAAUACGCUACGCUUGUCAAGUGGAUGAGAAAUAUAAUUCCAUUCUGGAAGACACCAGGAGGCCUUGAUCUCCGAGCAGAAUUCCUCACUCGUAUCCAGCAUACCGGAUGGAGUGUUCUUCGCACAAUGCUCCAGUACUACCUACUUCCUAUCGUCACCUUCUCGCUUUAUCAACCCCUCAUGGCGACCUUCUUCCCAGUCUAUCGCACGUUUCUUGCAGUCAUGUUGGUAGCUCUCCUGGCUGUUACACUGGGGCUCGUGGUCCGCUACCUGGGUAUACAGAACCGGCAGGAAAUCUUCUUCGCAGACAGCAUUCUUUCGAAACAAACAACCAGGUCAUGGCUUUUGGAUGCGCUGCAUGGUAUCCCUUUAAUCCAGGGAGUGGCAAUCGGUGGCCUUCAGGUCUCCGGAGUGGGCCAGAUUAUUGUUCUUGCUGCUUGCGAGAUAUUCCUGAUCAUCGUCCUAGCAUUGCAUUAUCAACGACAUACAUCGCUUUGGAAACCGGUAGCAUUUCCUGCCGUCCGACUCACAACGAUCCUCAUUAGCUGUGCAUUCCUUCCCGCUGCGGGACUGAGCGAAGGGACGAAGGGCUACCUGGGAUAUUCAAUAUUAUUUUUGCAUGCCGCGGCUUUACUUUUUGGAUUUCUUGCUACUGCUGUUGUGGACUUGGCAAGGCUCGUGCUGGGAACAGCUGAUCCAGCGGGCCGUCCAGAUAGUACUCCGGUCUUCGGAUUAGAUCAAUUAUCACGACGUUCGAAACGGAGAACGACCUUUGGUGAAUUACCAGCACUCUCCCCUGAUGGUAUAUCACAGUCAAACCAUGGCAUAUGUUUGAAAAUGUUAACCAAUGGUUUAGAUCAACCAACCACAACCUACAUCCCACACUCCUCAUUCAGAGCAUCCUCUCUAGAAGGCUCAGCUGCCACUGCAAAUACCGAGAGCCAUUACUUCUACCGACCUCCUCGUCACAACCAAACUUCAAGUUCCCCCAUUGACUACGGAAGCAGAGCAACUAUGCAAUCUAUACCGUCGUCGCCAUCGUCGCCCACACCGUCAUCAGAGAUCGUUCAAGAGUCUCACAGCCCGAGUAUGGAUUUGGCAGAUAUGGAAAUGGAAAUUGAUAAGCCAUCCGACGUUGAUUAUUCUAUACGGGAGGCAGAUCAAUAUUAUCGACACGCCGCUGCAAGGACUAUUGUCAUGGGCUCACCUAACCCAGGGCAAGAUUCUCCGUCACGGCCGACUGGUUCUGGCGCUUCUCUAUCUCUGUGGAUGCAGCGGAAGGGGAAGAAGGAAAAAAGGUUCGAGGUUGUUAGAUCAAGGCCUUCGUCCGAAUGA
Aspergillus chevalieri is the source of this 2271-nucleotide messenger RNA. RefSeq lists its product as uncharacterized. The record is from RefSeq and is a predicted model, not a curated record. Bases 1 to 2271 code for a protein of 756 amino acids. The transcript is spliced from 3 exons. Lineage: Eukaryota; Fungi; Ascomycota; Eurotiomycetes; Eurotiales; Aspergillaceae. Gene Ontology annotation, biological process: transmembrane transport.